Morus notabilis is the source of this 2154-nucleotide messenger RNA. Its product is annotated as monocopper oxidase-like protein SKU5. The coding region runs from base 85 to 1860 and encodes 591 amino acids. Gene Ontology annotation, molecular function: copper ion binding; oxidoreductase activity. Lineage: Eukaryota; Viridiplantae; Streptophyta; Magnoliopsida; Rosales; Moraceae. Gene Ontology annotation, cellular component: plasma membrane. The transcript has 9 exons. The record is from RefSeq and is a predicted model, not a curated record.
UCUUCUUCUCUUUCUCCUUUCUGAUUAUUAUGUAAAAAUACAGAGAAGAAAUAAAAGAUUUUUGGCCUAAAAGAGUGUAAGAAAAUGGCUCUGGGGAGCUUAUUGAGUGUUGUUGUUAUCCACAUUUGCCUGCUCGUGAGCUUCUCCUUCGCUGCGGAUCCUUACGUUUUCUACAACUUUGAGGUCUCUUACAUUACCGCUUCUCCUCUCGGUGUUCCUCAGCAGGUUAUUGCCAUUAAUGGAAAGUUUCCAGGUCCUACCAUUAACGCGACUACAAACAACAAUGUCGUUGUCAAUGUUCGGAACAAACUGGACGAGAGUCUUCUCAUUACUUGGGCUGGAAUUCAACAGCGGCGCAGUUCAUGGCAAGAUGGUGUUUUGGGCACCAAUUGCCCAAUUCCACCAAAGUGGAACUGGACAUAUAACUUUCAGGUCAAGGAUCAGAUAGGUAGCUUCUUCUACUUCCCUUCUCUCCACUUUCAAAGAGCAUCCGGUGGGUUCGGCGGCUUCAUUAUUAACAACCGUGCUAUAAUUCCAAUUCCUUUUGACACCCCUGAUGGGGAUAUAACCAUUAUGAUCGGUGAUUGGUACACAAGAAACCACACGGCUUUGAGGAAAACCCUUGAUGCAGGAAAAGAUCUAGGGAUGCCAGAUGGAGUUCUCAUUAAUGGCAAAGGCCCUUACAGAUAUAAUGAUACGCUCGUCCCAGAAGGCAUUGAUUAUGAAACAUUUAAUGUCGAACCAGGAAAAACUUACCGCAUACGCGUCCACAAUGUUGGAAUCUCGACUAGUCUAAAUUUCAGGAUCCAAAACCACAAUCUGCUUCUAGCUGAGUCGGAGGGUUCAUACACAGUCCAGCAGAACUAUACUAGUUUAGAUAUUCAUGUCGGGCAAUCGUACUCAUUUUUGCUGACGACGGAUCAAAAUGCAAGUUCUGACUACUACAUAGUGGCAAGUGCUAGGUUUGUAAACGAAUCGCGAUGGAAAAGAGUAACUGGUGUUGCCAUCUUGCACUAUUCAAAUUCCAAAGGCAAGGUACAUGGUCCCCUGCCGGAGGGACCAAAUGAUGAAUUUGACAAAACAUUCUCAAUGAACCAGGCAAGAUCUAUCAGAUGGAAUGUAUCAGCCAGCGGUGCUCGCCCCAAUCCACAGGGAUCUUUUAGAUACGGCUCAAUCAACGUGACCAACAUUUAUGUGUUGAAAAACAAACCGCCAGUGGAGAUUAAUGGGAAACGGAGAGCAACUCUUAAUGGAAUCUCAUUUGUCAAUCCUUCCACACCCAUUAGGCUUGCUGACUGGUUCAAGGUGAAAGGCGGGUACAAGCUUGACUUUCCAAACAGGCCACUCACAGGAGCGCCUAAGUUGGAAACAUCAGUCAUUAACGGAACAUACAGGGGAUUUAUGGAAAUCAUACUGCAGAACAAUGAGACCAAGAUGCAGACCUAUCACCUGGAUGGAUACGCAUUUUUUGUUGUGGGAAUGGAUUAUGGUGAAUGGACAGAAAACAGUAGAGGCACAUAUAAUAAAUGGGAUGGAAUAGCCCGCACCUCAGCACAGGUCUAUCCUGGAGCGUGGACAGCAAUUUUGGUGUCUCUUGACAAUGUUGGUAUCUGGAACCUGAGAACUGAGAAUCUUGACUCAUGGUAUCUUGGCCAAGAAACAUAUAUCAAGGUUGUCAAUCCGGAAGCUACUAACAAAACCGAGCUGCCCAUACCGGAUAAUGCCCUCUUCUGUGGCGCUCUCAACAAAUUGCAAAAGCCACAAGAUAUCUCUUUUGCAACAUCAAUCAGCGGCAACGCAUCAAACUUGUUCUUCACGUUGCUGAUGACCAUCUUUGCUGCAAUUCCCAUUUUCCGCUAAAGCCGUUUCUUCCAGAGUUUUUCCGUGAUUAUCCCGAUCGGUCAUGGUGGCUUCUUUAGUGAGGUUUGUGAUUUGGUGUGUUGUUUUAGGCUUGUAAGUUUUUAGUAGUCUUGUUGAUAAUGAAUCUUUCGGUGAUUUUGACUAGCGUUUUUCUCCCUUAGAUCUUCUUCCCCCGUGUAUUUCCUUGUUUUAAUUUAAUUUAUUGGGGAUGUUGUUAUCAUUCUUUUAAUAACUAUCAUUUAUGUAUUAAUAACGAUACAACCAAUUAAUUCAAACCAACUUCUUGCCUUGGCU